AUGAUUCACAGAUUCACUGUUAUUACAUUCAUUGAUGUCUGGUUGGUUAAUAUUGUUUUUCUAGGUCCAUCAGCAUGGUACAAAGUCUAUCCCAUUGCUGAGGGUAACCGCCAGUCACCUAUUGAUAUAGUCCCUGCAGAUGCUGUAUUUGAUGCCAAACUGUCUCCUAUCUCGCUGUCUUACAACAACUGCACCUCUGUCAGCAUAUCAAACAAUGGCCAUUCUGUGGUAGUGGAGUUCAUUGACUCAGAUGAGAGAUCAGUGAUCCGGGGAGGUCCUCUGGAAAACAUGUACAGACUUAAACAGUUUCACUUCCACUGGGGAGGCAAGGGAUGCCGUGGCUCUGAGCAUACGGUUGGUGGGAAAACCUAUGCUUCUGAGCUUCAUUUGGUUCAUUGGAAUGCUAUAAAGUACAAGUCCUUUGGUGAGGCGGCAGCAGCACCUGAUGGCCUGGCUGUCCUUGGCAUAUUUCUGGAAAUAGGUGAUGAGCACCGAGCUCUUCAUCAGAUAACAGAUGCCUUGUAUAUGGUUAAAUUCAAGGGAAGUGUUACUGAUUUUAAGGGCUUUAACCCGAAGUGCCUCCUGCCGAACAGUCUGGAGUACUGGACGUACCCAGGCUCUCUCACAACUCCUCCACUGUAUGAGAGCGUCACAUGGAUUUUGCUGAAAGAACCUAUUUAUGUGUCUGAGAAGCAGAUGGGAAAGUUCCGGACACUGCUGUUUAACGGAGAGGAAGAAGACGACCGAAAGCGCAUGGAGAACAACUUCCGACCACCACAGCCACUGAGAGGCAGGACAGUGCAGGCCUCUUUUAAGUAGUCUGGACCACCAAUUGUGAUCAGCUAUAUUUCAAUACUGCUCUAGAAUCACCUCUGAGGUUGAAACGUGAAUUAUAAGGGUGUGGGGUUUGUUCAGUCAUGUCACUCUCUGUCUGCUGCUUAAAGGUUUUGGCCAGUGACCUCAAGUCAUGUUUGACUUUGACAUUGAGCUCUUUGAAUCCAAGGCUCUACAUGUUUAGAUCCCUUCUCAUCCACCUUGAUCAGGCUUGUGCAAACAGAUCCUUGUUGCAGGUGGCUGAGAUAUUUGUGCUUUCAAAGUGUCCAAGCUGAUGGGGUCUGAUAAGCUUGCUGUCGUCUGCUUUCUCACCGCUAUAGGAAAGGGUCUGUAAUCCAGUAUCCUGACAUUUAACCUGUUAGUGGCCAUCAGAGGCUCUUAACUUUUUUUAUAGGGCAUGUGUGGUGUUAUUUAAGCUGUUCGUAGUAAGGCUCAUGGUGCUUCCAGGAACACAGACCUGGUGGUGGCAGGAUGGCACUCCAUUAUCACUGAAAGUUGCAUGAAUGGAUGAAGAUGGCUCAGUAAUGUAAGUAGAUAGCUUUUCUGUUUACCUCACUGUUGUGAGUCCAUGAAGUAAGUUUUUACAGACUCUUUUAUCAACACUGCGCUGUGGUCACUGUAGUGAAUGUUCCUGUGCUGUCAGUGAAGCCUUAUAAAUGCUCUUACAGUAAUAGGAGAGUGAAUGACUGAUGGUUUACACUGCUCACACUUUAAAAACAGUUCCUAUUAUUAAUGUAAUUCCUAAUGGAAUCUCUGGCAUGACUGUAAGAGUGUUACGGAAGAUCUCUUAACAGGUCAGAGCUGUAGUAAGACUCGACUCCUGGACUACAUCCAGCUGAAACGGCAAGGAUUUUCUUUUGGGUGUUUGGUGGCUGGCAUGGUUUCAUAAAUAUUUUAU
Molecule: messenger RNA, 1732 nt
Organism: Sinocyclocheilus grahami
Lineage: Eukaryota; Metazoa; Chordata; Actinopteri; Cypriniformes; Cyprinidae
Product: carbonic anhydrase 7-like
Exons: 8
Coding region: 1-819 (272 amino acids)
Biological process (GO): regulation of intracellular pH
Cellular component (GO): cytoplasm
Molecular function (GO): carbonate dehydratase activity; zinc ion binding
Source: RefSeq, a predicted model, not a curated record